This is a messenger RNA of Parnassius apollo (apollo), 957 nucleotides long. The record is from the annotation of a GenBank genome assembly. NCBI's taxonomy places the organism in Eukaryota, Metazoa, Arthropoda, Insecta, Lepidoptera, Papilionidae.
AUGGAUAAGAAGAUAGUGCGCAAAGGGCCGCUGCCUGGGGGUCGCCGGGGCGCGUCUGGAGCUUGCGCUGGACGCGGCAGCAUGCGGGCCGCCAGCCGAGCACGAGGAGCUGCACGGUCACCUAGCAGCCCUCCACAUCCAUCAUCCCCACCAGAAGGCUUGGUGUCGGCUGGGUCUUCUCGGACUCAGCAAGCGGCACCCGCCGCUGGUGGAGCACGUCGCAUGCAUUGGUCACAAGCAAUGAAUGCAAACGCACUGCGGGCGUACUUUAGGGCAAAAGGGGAAGAAACUGGAUGUUUGGCGUAUCGGGCUAGGAUGCAUCGUCUUUUUGCUGAGCUGGAGCCAUCUUUAACCGUCACAGAGCAAAACCUGGCAGACCGAGUUCGGUAUAUCUUGCGCUCAAAUAUAUUUGAUGUCGCCGAACUCGAACGGCUACGACGUGAGGCUGUUCCCUCGUCGGAUGAGAAAGCUACGACUGAGGAUGCGGCGCCACAAAUGGUAGAGCAACCCGCAAACGUGGAUGCCGCCGUGAAUACCCCAGUUGUGGUUGAUUCAAACGAUGAUGGAACAGUCGCCCAGGAACUGGAAUUAGAGCAUAUGAAGAGUACAUUGGAAGAGGCGAUUGUGGAAACGCGCAGUACACCUCUCGAAAAUCGACCGCGACUUCCCCGCAUAGCCCUAAGCAAGCGGAAUCGGGCUGUCGUGAGGGCUCUGAACCCAAUGCUGGUGACCUAUUUGGAAGCCAGCCGGGACCUUUGCGAGACGGACUCAAUUCUUUUUGGCGCCACGCUGGCAGUCUGCCGUAUCAUAGGUGCCAAGGUUUCCACGGCUGGACGCGCUACUGGCCAUAGUAGCGCUAUCCCAGCAUGGAGAAGAAGAAUUGAGGAACGUAUCGCAAAGGCUAGAGCUUUCAUUGGCAGACUGAUAUGCUUCAGAUCAGGCAACAACAGGCCCUGA